Messenger RNA from Lampris incognitus (smalleye Pacific opah), 2052 nucleotides. It is a transcript of the gene ilk, whose product is annotated as integrin-linked kinase. Lineage: Eukaryota; Metazoa; Chordata; Actinopteri; Lampriformes; Lampridae. The transcript is spliced from 13 exons. The coding region runs from base 263 to 1621 and encodes 452 amino acids. The record is from RefSeq and is a predicted model, not a curated record. Gene Ontology annotation, cellular component: focal adhesion; stress fiber. Gene Ontology annotation, molecular function: protein binding; protein kinase activity; ATP binding. Gene Ontology annotation, biological process: protein phosphorylation; substrate adhesion-dependent cell spreading; integrin-mediated signaling pathway.
CGGGGCGUGGACUCCCGGCAGGGCAGCGAGCGGACGGGACCCGCAGACGGGGGAGAGCCACCGGGAAGUGCCGACCCGCGCGCCGUUUCACCGCCGGAGACCGGGGCAGAAGACGGAUCCGGUUGCUCGGCUCGGAGAAGACUUGGGAGUGGUCAAAGAGAGAGAUAUAUAUAUAUAUACUAUAUAUAUAUUAAAAAAAAGGAAAACUCACUCAGGAGGGGUAAUUGGGUAAUUUACUAGAGCCGUUACAUUACCUGAUGCCAUGGACGACAUCUUCACGCAAUGCCGAGAGGGCAACUCGGUGGCCGUCCGUCUCUGGUUAGACAACACAGAAAACGACCUUAACUUGGGUGAUGACCACGGCUUCAGCCCGCUACACUGGGCCUGCAGGGAAGGAAGGAGCGGUGUUGUCGACAUGCUCAUCAUGAGAGGCGCUCGCAUCAACGUGAUGAACCGGGGAGAUGACACCCCGCUACACCUCGCUGCCAACCAUGGACACAGAGACAUUGUGGCUAAGCUUAUCCAGUGCAAAGCAGAUCCCAAUACCGUCAACGAGCAUGGAAACACCCCGCUUCACUACGCCUGCUUCUGGGGACAGGACCAAGUGGCAGAGGAUCUCGUGGCCAGCGGUGCCCAGGUGUGUGUUUGUAAUAGAUAUGGACAGACACCUCUGGAUAAAGCCAAGCCCCAUCUUCGCCAGUUGCUUGAAGAGAAGGCAGAGAAACAGGGCCAAAGUUUGACCAAAGUCCCCUACAAAGAAACCUUCUGGAAGGGCACCAUGCGUACACGGCCCCGUAACGGCACUCUGAACAAGCAGGCUGGUAUCGACUACAAGCAGCUGUCACUCCUGGCCAAAAUCAAUGAGAACCACUCUGGAGAGUUAUGGCAGGGUCGCUGGCAGGGGGAUGAGAUUAUAGUGAAGGUGUUGCAGGUGAGAGACUGGAGCACCAGGAAGAGCAGAGACUUCAACGAGGAGCAUCCUAAACUCAGGAUUUUUUCCCACCCAAACAUUCUGCCUGUACUUGGAGCCUGUCCGUCCCCUCCGUCCCCCCACCCCAUCAUCAUCACCCAUUACAUGCCAUACGGGUCGCUCUACACCAUUCUGCACCAAGGCACCACUUUGGUGGUAGAUCAGAGCCAAGCGGUGCGGUUUGCUUUGGACAUUGCCAGCGGCAUGGCUUUUCUCCACACGCUGGAGCCGAUGGUUUCACGGCUUUUCCUCAACAGUAAGCAUGUCAUGAUUGAUGAAGACAUGACAGCCAGGAUAAGCAUGGCGGAUGCCAAGUUCUCCUUCCAGUGUCCUGGUCGGAUGUAUUCUCCAGCGUGGAUGGCCCCUGAAGCGCUGCAGAAGAAACCAGAGGACAUCAACAGGAGAUCAGCAGACAUGUGGAGCUUUUCAGUGUUACUGUGGGAGCUGGUCACCAGAGAAGUCCCCUUCGCCGACCUCACACAAAUGGAGAUAGGCAUGAAGGUGGCUCUGGAGGGUCUUCGGCCCACCAUUCCUCCGGGAAUCUCACCUCACAUCUGUAAGCUGAUGAGGUUGUGCAUGAAUGAAGACGCGGCCAAAAGGCCUAAGUUUGAUAUGAUCGUUCCCAUCCUGGAGAAGAUGCAAGACAAGUGAACACCACCACAGCAAUUCAUCCAGCCAGCGUGUGUUUUUUUUUUAAGCCAAGACUACCAACAAGCCAUUGUCUUCAUUUUCUUACUUUGUCUUCACUUCAAUUGUGUAUCUGCUACAAGCCACUGUAAAUACUAUUAAAGUCAGAGAAACCACUCAAAUCACUGCUUAAGCCACUUCAGUACCACUAUAUAACAACAGAUCAUUUAAAUUUGAGUGGAAAAUAUGGUGCUAUUUGAUAAGAACUGAAACUUCCUCUCAAUAGCGGAGACAUCGGCAAUCUUAUUUAACAGGUGUUUAUGUUGUUUAGAUAUAUUCAUUGAUUUGUUUUUAUAAAGACGCUCUAAAAUCAGAUUCAGAGAAACAGGUCUACAAGCAGUUUUUAAACUAUUAUCUAUGCAAUAAAUGUUUUAUAUUUAUGACAUUUCCUUGUA